AUGACUGAAGAACUUCAAAAAGAAAAUCAAAUUGCUGUUGAUUUAGAACAACAUUCUUAUCGUUCCUAUAGAGGCAUUACCUGUUUAGUUCAAAUUUCUACUCGUACAACAGAUUAUAUUAUUGAUGCGUUACAACUGAGAGAUGAAUUACAUUUUUUAAAUUUAGUCUUUGAAAAUCCAAAUAUAGUGAAAACCGAGAAGAUUGUAAUUGCAUUUUCGCCUCUUCUCGUGCUACAUUUCCAGAUAAUGCACGGUAGUCACAAUGAUAUUCUAUGGUUACAACGUGAUGGAAUAAAACUGAAAAAUUUAUUUGAUACUGAAAUUGCUGCAAGAGAACUAAAGUUUCCGUGUUUAUCUUUAAAAUAUUUAUUAAAGAAGAUUUGUGAUGUUGACAAAAAUGAAGAGUAUCAAAUGUCUGAUUGGAGAACCCGGCCAUUAACCGAAAAUCAAAUUAACUACGCUCGUACAGAUACGCACUACCUUUUGGUUAUUUAUGACAUUUUAUUUAAACGUUUAUCUGAUUUGCAAGAAAAAUAUCCAACAAUUAUACAAAAUGUCUAUGCAAAGUGUAAAUUGUUGAGCGAAAAAGUGUACAAAGCUCCUGUGUUCGAAGAGAAAGGCUAUUUGAAACUUAUGAAGGACCAUAAGAAAAAUUUCAAUCAACUACAGCUUCACGUCUUAAAACAUUUGUAUGCUUGGAGAGAUCGUGUAGCAAGAAAGCAUGAUGAAUCAACUGGGUAUGUGUUAAACAAUGAUCUGUUAUUAAAAAUAUCAGAAGAAGCUCCACGUGAUAUUGACAGUGUCUACAAAUGUGCACAUCGCUUACCAGUUUUAGUUACUCAAUAUAUAGAAGAAAUUGAAGAUUUAAUAUGUAUUGAUAAAUGUGAAGAACCAACUCCGGUAUGUACGAUACAACAAUCUGCUCUUACUCAAACUAUAAGAGAACCAACUGCACCAAAAGAUCGUUCACAAAGUAGCAAAAAAAAUCAGUCUAGACGUAGAAAACUAUUUCGUGCAAAGCAAAGAUAUACGUUUUUCGUAGGUUACGAUGUUAAUGUGCAUUCAUAUUAUGAUCUUAGACAGUUACUAGCACAUUAUGGUAUCCCACAAUUAAAUGUUAAUUUGAACACCGACCGAACAAAAUGUUAUGUUGGUCUGAAGAAUCAGGAAGAAAAAAUGUCUUCCAUCACACGACGAGGUUCAUCGUCAUCGAACUCUUCUACUCAAUCAGCAAAAGCAAGAAACACUCAUUGUAUAAUUGAAACACCUCAAGCUGACGGUACUGUUGAAAAAACAGUAAUUGUAUUAGGACAAAUAUUGAAUCCAUCAAAUAGACGAUUAAAAGUUAAAGAUAGUUGUUCAUUGAAACAUGCUGCUCGACAUGCUAAAAGAUCUGUCAUUAAUUUCAUUGGUGACGAAGAAACGUGUAAUCAUCAAUUAGAAUUGUUGAUGGAAUUCGAAUGGGACGAAGAGACAACAGUUAAUGAAAACACAAAUCCAGCUGGAAAUAAUGGAAGUUUCAAGGUUCCCGACAUUUUAGCUGCAAAGGACGAACCAGCCGCUCCAGCAUCUGAAGUUGCAGUUCGUGGAUUGAAUAAUUCACGUGACUCAACAAAUAAUUUAUCUGCUAAUGCAAUUGAAAGAGCACGUGAUAAUUCAACAACAACAAAAAAACCACCACCAGUUCACGCUUGUUCUCUUCUUGCUAAUAAAAAGAAGAUUGAAACAAGAAAAAAAAGCUUGAUUUAUGAUGAAGCAUUAGAAUCUUUGUCAACGAAUGAUUCAGCCGACAACAAGCAGUUGGUUACAAAAUUAAAUCAGCUAUUAAAACAACAACUGCAAUUGGAAAAAGAACAUGCGAAACUUCAAAAGAAAUAUGAUGAUUUGAAAAUUAAUUCAAUACCUAUGGCAAAUGAUCAGGUUUAUGAAAAUUAUGGUCCAUUACUGGGUUUAGCUCCGAGAAUAUUGAAAUUGCUGAAAGGAGAUCAUCAAUCCACUACCGCACGUGCAAUUGUUAGACACUUAUUUCCAGUUAAUGUUCGGCAAGAAAUGAGGAGAUGA
This is a messenger RNA of Didymodactylos carnosus, 2061 nucleotides long. NCBI's taxonomy places the organism in Eukaryota, Metazoa, Rotifera, Eurotatoria, Philodinida, Philodinidae. The record is from the annotation of a GenBank genome assembly.